Messenger RNA from Punctularia strigosozonata HHB-11173 SS5, 744 nucleotides. Its product is annotated as kinase-like protein. The transcript is spliced from 3 exons. Gene Ontology annotation, cellular component: nucleus; cytoplasm. Gene Ontology annotation, molecular function: protein serine/threonine kinase activity; ATP binding. Bases 1 to 744 code for a protein of 247 amino acids. The record is from RefSeq and is a predicted model, not a curated record. Lineage: Eukaryota; Fungi; Basidiomycota; Agaricomycetes; Corticiales; Punctulariaceae. Gene Ontology annotation, biological process: protein phosphorylation; intracellular signal transduction.
AUGGCGAUCAGGCGCAUGCAUUUUGCGGGAAUCGUUCACGGUGACCUUACGACGUCAAACAUCUUAUUCCGUGUGGCGAAGCCUGUUGUCGAUUGGACAGAUGAUGAGGUCCACCAAGCUCGUGGAAUCGAAAAGCUUUCCCGGUUGGCAGAUUUAUCGAUUCUCCAAGAAUGUGUUACGAUCAUCGACUUCGGCCAAUCCUACUUCACCCGCAAUCCCCCAAAGGACUAUGAACCCGCCACAACGAUGCAUUACCAGUCGCCGGAGAUGCGCUUUGAUGGGCGUAUAGGCAUCGAGGCUAAUAUUUGGUUGCUCGGAUGCGCUAUCUUCGAAAUCCGAGCGGGAUAUCCUCUCUUUGAAGCGCUCUUCGGAAACGCCAACGAUAUACUGAGGCAAAUUGCCCAAACCCUUGGACGGUUACCAUAUCCUUGGUGGGCCGCCUUUCGGAAUGGGGCUCGCUGGUUCGACAACGAUGGUGAACCAAAGGACAUGUUGGUACAAAAGCAGGCGGGGGUCUCGAUACCGGCUCGCAAAACUCCGAUUGUAGCGAAGGUGCGCUCCAUAGGCGACGUCGAUCAACAGCCGUCCGUGUACGACGGCGCGAUGCUAGAGAUGUCCGGGGUCAGGCUGUCGGAGGAGGAAGUAGCAUUGCUCUCUGAUCUGUUGGAGAGGAUGUCGAAGUAUCGACCAGAGGAAAGGGCUACCAUAGAGGAAGUCGUCCACCACAGGUGGUUCAACCUCUGA